GCCAAUGGGGAGAGGGAUUGCUCUGGGGUAACAAGAUGGCAGCGCGCAGGUCUCUGCGGGAAAGGAAAGGGGCUGGGAUGGAGUGAGCCCCGAACCUCUCGGCCUGGUUGGAGAAGAGAGCGGGACCCGCCGGUCGGGGUCGGGAGUUGGAUCCUGUGCACUUUCGCGGCUCCCACUGUGGGGAAGGAGGGCUAUGAGGUGACGGGAAGAUGGCGAGCGACGGGGGGAAGAAGCAGUUCUGGAAGCGGAAUGCGUCCCGGGUGCCGGGCAGUAUUCAACAUGUGUAUGGAGCUCAGCAUCCUCCUUUUGAUCCACUGUUGCAUGGAAAUUUGAAACAAGGACCCAAGCCUCCGACAACCCCAGUGAAAACAAAGAAAGUCAGCACAUUUCAGGAAUUUGAAAGCAACACAAGUGAUGCCUGGGAUGUCGGGGAGGACGAUGACGAACUUUUAGCAAUGGCUACAGAAAGCCUCAACACUGAUGUAGUCAUGGAAACGGCUAACCGAGUAAUUCAGAAUCACAGUAAAUUACAAGAGCAGCACAAAUUGCAGGAGGAACAGAUAGAAAGGGAACAGCCACAGAAGAUUUCAGACUUGCCUUCAGCUGCAUGUGGUGACAACAGGCUGGUUAAAUCUGUCAGUGAAACAAACGCAUCCAGUUCUGCAGAUAACACUAAUGCAGAUACUUCUGUGCCAAGAUCUCAGUCCCUCCCACAAGCCUCUACAUAUGCUCUUACAGGUGGGGUGGCAGAUAAUGCCUCUGGUGUUCAUGUACUAUCCGAAAGAGAAGCACUGCGGUUAGAUAAAUUCAAACAGCUUCUUGCUGGCCCCAAUACAAACCUUGAAGAAUUGCGGAAGCUGAGUUGGUCAGGGAUUCCAAAACCUGUACGGCCAAUUACAUGGAAGCUCCUGUCAGGUUAUCUUCCUGCAAAUAUAGAUAGGCGAGAAGGCACUUUGCAAAGAAAACGGAAAGAAUACUUUGCUUUUGUUGAACAGUAUUACGAUUCAAGAAAUGAAGAAGCUCAUCAGGAUACAUACAGACAGAUUCACAUAGAUAUUCCUCGCAUGAGUCCAGAAGCUUUAAUUCUUCAAUCCAAAGUAACAGAGAUUUUUGAAAGAAUUCUGUUUAUCUGGGCAAUACGUCAUCCAGCCAGCGGAUAUGUUCAGGGCAUUAAUGAUCUUGUGACUCCUUUCCUUGUUGUCUUCACUAGCGAAUAUACAGAAGAAGAUUUGGAAAAUUUUGAUGUUUCCAGUCUCUCUACUGAGGUACUGCAAAAUAUUGAAGCUGACAGUUUCUGGUGCAUGAGCAAACUGCUUGAUGGCAUUCAGGAUAACUAUACCUUUGCUCAACCAGGUAUUCAGAAGAAAGUGAAAAUGCUAGAAGAGCUUGUUAGUCGGAUUGAUGAGCAAGUGCAUAAACACAUAGAACAACACGAAGUAAAAUACCUCCAGUUUGCUUUCCGUUGGAUGAAUAACUUGUUGAUGAGAGAAGUCCCCCUGUGGUGUACCAUAAGGCUUUGGGAUACAUACCAGUCUGAACCAGAAGGUUUUUCCCACUUCCACCUAUAUGUCUGUGCUGCCUUCCUUGUCAGAUGGAAAAAGGAAAUCCUAGAAGAAAAAGACUUCCAAGAACUACUAAUCUUUUUACAGAAUUUGCCUACGAUACACUGGGGAAAUGAAGAUAUCAGUGUUCUCCUUGCUGAAGCCUACAGGUUGAAGUUUGCAUUUGCAGAUGCUCCCAACCAUUACAAGAGAUGAAAAAAGCAUGGCUCUGGUUGUGGCACCAAAUCAGUUUCCACAUUGUGAUUGUGCUGGCACAUAAUUGUCUACAGCUCCUGUAUUACUAUUGAGCAAGAAGCUAUGGGGCUACUGGAUUACCAAAGAAAUGGAGAAUACAGGCUUGGGGAAAAUCUUGUGUGCUUAAAAAGAAAUAUUCUUGUUCACUGAUUAAAAAAAAAAGAUACAGAUUAAAUUUUAUCUUCAUUAUGGUCCCUUUUUUCUGUGGUAAUUGAGUUACUAUGUGAAUGAAGAAAGUGUGUUAUGUUCAUUGGGAUCUAAUGACUGAUUGUGUUGUCUCCAUCAGCUUUGUUCCUAGUCAAUUAUGUUCAUUAUUUUGAUGGAAGUAUUUUUGCUGUCUGAGGUGCACGCAAGCUAAUAAGAAUAAUCAGUCUUGCAUUGAAAAUGAGGACAAAUGAAUUAGGCAAGAAGGUCAUGUAGAGGUUGUACACACUUAUUUUUAUUUUGUUCCCAACUGCAAGAUAUUUAAGUACUUUAAAUAUAAAGUUGGUUUACCCAGUGAAACCCAGGAAUAGAUUUUUAUGGAACACAAUAUUUAAAACUUGAAGAUAAUGCCACAUGCCUUGUCAAAGGAGAUCCCCAGAUGUUUUUACCCAGUGGUGUGCAGAUAAUGUUUACUAUGUUAUUUGACUUUAGAGUUUCCAAACUAUAUUGACCAUAAUGUAGGAAUAAGUUUGGUUUGCCAUAAUGUAUUACUAAGCUAAUGCUUUAAAACAUUUUUGAGCAUGUAGAUCAUUUAAUUUCAAGAUUUUCUUUCCUAGUCAAAAUCUUACUUUAUAGGUGAAGAAUAUGUUUUGAUGUGCUACUGCCUUAUUUUGAAUUUAUAAUAUGAUGGGGCACUUGACAUUGUGUUUUGUUGUGGGUGUGGGUCCAUGCGCCUCAGCUCUUAGAAUAUAAGCAUGGAGUUGCGCUGUGUUGGUCAGGGUUAGAAAACUGGACUGAUGAAGUCUUCUCAAAUCCACUCUCUUGCACCUAUCAAGCAGAUUUCUUGAUUAGUUAAGAGGCCACUUAUAUAAAACAAAUGUGUCAGUUUAGCAGCUACUUAUUGAAGAAUUCAGUUAAAGGACUUUAUUAAUAAUAUAAACUAUUUGGCUUUCUGAAAUAUUCACCAACCAUUAACCCACUGGAGAGUCCAGUUUACUAAUAGAAUCAAGCAGUUAAAGUUUUUCCACUGGUAUACCUUUUUAUGCAAAAGGUGAUUUAUUCUUUUUUUAAGACUCCAUAUCUAGCAUACAGUUGACCAAGCCAAUUGUUCUUGAUCUUUGUAUAGAGGAAGGGUUGUUGGAAAAGUUAGCAGUGAUGCCAUUAUGCUUCUACUAAAGUAUGAUCUAUGAAAACCUUUUUAUCACUCAUAUUGUCACUAAGUCCUGAGUCAGCCUGUACUAUAAAUGGAAUAACAUAAUAUUAGGAGCUCUUCAAGUGUGCCUUUAAGUCUUUAUUUCAAUACCUUAGUGUGUUUGUAUAUGUUGACUUCCUUUCUGUAUGUAUAGAUGCCAAAAUAUAUGAUAAUUACGGGCAAUAGAACUAUUUUUCUGGCUUUUCAUAGGCUGCAAAGAUUUUUCAAGGUUUAUUGUUUAAAGAUAUUUUGUUCAGCAGAGUAUUUACCCUAUUCUUACUCUCUUUCUGGCAUUGUUUAACUAUGCAUUUGGAUUGUAUUGGGAUAUGUGAUUGUGAAACACAAUCCAGUUCCAUUUGAUUUCAUUUUCAAAUACAUACUGUUUAAUAGCUUUACUGAACAAAACAGAGUAGUUCUGGUAUUACUGUAACACAGAAGCAUGGUCACAAAUGGGGAUACAAUUAGUGAGAGGUUCCAAGUCAACAAUGAUCUGAUGGAGCUACAUUAUUGAGGAGUUGCACCAUCACUUUUUGUUUAAGUAUCUGCAUUAAUUUUAAUCCUAUUAUCCAUCCACUAACAUCCCAUGCAAAGUAAUUCACAAUAGGUUCUUGAAUUUAAUCAUAUAAUGAAGUGACAUUUAGUUUUGCAGUAUUUCCCCCAUGAAGUCUGUAAGUCAAAGGAUAUAUAUA
Molecule: messenger RNA, 3821 nt
Organism: Candoia aspera
Lineage: Eukaryota; Metazoa; Chordata; Lepidosauria; Squamata; Candoiidae
Gene: TBC1D22A
Product: TBC1 domain family member 22A
Exons: 13
Coding region: 210-1757 (515 amino acids)
Biological process (GO): activation of GTPase activity
Molecular function (GO): GTPase activator activity
Source: RefSeq, a predicted model, not a curated record